Engraulis encrasicolus (European anchovy) is the source of this 2268-nucleotide messenger RNA. RefSeq names its product solute carrier family 45 member 3. Gene Ontology annotation, molecular function: sucrose:proton symporter activity. The coding region runs from base 329 to 2086 and encodes 585 amino acids. Gene Ontology annotation, cellular component: membrane. The transcript has 6 exons. The record is from RefSeq and is a predicted model, not a curated record. NCBI's taxonomy places the organism in Eukaryota, Metazoa, Chordata, Actinopteri, Clupeiformes, Engraulidae.
GUCGCAUAGCGUCAUGACGUAUGUUUAAAUACGUAAUGAGACGGCGCGCUAGUUACUAGUUGGAUUGUAUGGAUUUGUGUCUGAAACUAUCGUGUUAAAGAUAUACGAUGCCUGAAGCAAGAUGAGUCCGCCAAGGUGUCGGUUACCGGUCUUUGUCCAGGUUCCCCGUCUCUGGUGGCCAUCUUGUCCUGAGGUACCGAAGCGGACACCUGUGGUGGUGCUGGGAUUAUUUGAAAGACAGUUUUAAAGGGGGGGAGGAGGAGGAGGAGGAGGAAGGAAGGCGGCGGUCGGGCGGACAGAGCAGAGCAGAGUGGGCAGUGUAAAAAAUAUGCCUGAAUGGAGGUCGCGCUGGAGACUCGUCCUGCUGAACUCAUUGACAUGCGGCCUGGAGAUCUGCGUUGCCGCGGGAAUCACCUACGUGCCGCCCCUGCUGCUGGAGGCGGGGGUGGAGGAGCGCUACAUGACCAUGGUGCUAGGUAUCGGGCCGGUGCUGGGCCUGCUGUUCGUGCCGCUGAUCGGCUCGGCCAGUGACCACUGCAGCAGCAGCUACGGCCGUCGCUGGCCCUUCAUCUGGCUGCUGUCUCUGGGCGUGCUGCUGGCGCUGAUGCUGAUCCCGCACGCCGACGCGCUGGCCGCCUACUUCUGGGGCGGCCGCACGCUCCACGUGGCCCUGCUCAUCCUGGGCGUGGGCCUGCUGGACUUCUGCGGCCAGCUGUGCUUCACCCCGCUGGAGGCGCUGCUGUCGGACCUGUACCGCGACCAGGAGGACUACAGCCAGGCCUUCGCCAUGUUCUCCUUCAUGGUGAGCCUGGGCGGCUGCAUCGGCUACCUGCUGCCCGCGCUGGACUGGAGCCGGGGCCUGCUGGCGGCCUACCUGGGGGGCCAGGCCGAGUGCCUCUUCUCCCUGCUCAUCUGCAUCUUCCUGCUCAGCGUCCUGGUCACCAUGAAGGCAGCCGAGGAGAUGGGGCCCAGGGCGGGGGCCGGCAUGGGCAUAGGCAAGGGCAUGGGGGUGUCGCUGGCCUGCCCCUCCUCGGGGACGCUCGGGGAGCCCGGUGGCGGGGGGCCCCUGCAGACGGGACACUGGCUGGCCGCCUGCUCCUGCUGCUACCUGCUCAGGUGCAAGUUCCGGCUGCUGAGGUCGGGCGCGCUGCUGCUGUGUCUGCUGCAGACGUGCUGGUCCAUGACGCCGGCCAUCUACCGCAGCUACUGCCACGUGCCGCGGGUGAUGCGGCAGCUGUGCGCGGCGCAGCUCUGCAGCUGGAUCGCCGUCAUGUCCUUCAUGCUCUUCUACACCGACUUCGUGGGAGAGGGCCUGUACGAAGGGGUUCCCAGCGCCGCACCCGGCACCACCCAGAGGCAGCGCUACGACGAAGGCAUUCGAAUGGGCAGCCUGGGCCUUUUCCUGCAAUGUGCUACCUCAACCUUCUUCUCCCUGCUGAUGGGCCGGCUGGUGUGGCUGUUCGGCUCGCGGCUGGUCUACGUCAGCAGCAUGGUGUGCUUCACCGUCUCGGCGCUCACCAUCUGCCUGUCCAAGAACGUGGUGUUGGUCACCACCAUGUCGGCCAUGACGGGCUUCGCCUACGCCACGCUGCAGACCCUGCCCUACACCCUCACGUGCCAGUACCACAAAGACAAAGAGGUUUACAUGCCAAAAGAAAAAAAUAACACUAUAAACAAGAACAGUGUCACACUCACAAGGCUCUCCGUGCAUCUGAAAGUGGACGAUGACCACGAUGAUCUCUUGAACCACAAGCCUGCCAACGGCGUGAACGGACACGCCUAUUUUAGCAGGGACAUAUCAGAGUACUACACCCCACAGCACUGCCAGACUACUGGCUACCCACCCGACAGCCUGGAGCAGCAGCAGCAGCAGGAGGAGCGAGAGGAGCGGGGCGUGGGCCUGGACUUUGCUAUACUGGACAGCACCUUCCUCUUGUCACAAGUCUUCCCAACGCUCUUCAUGGGCAUGAUAGUGCAAUUGACAGAAUCAGUUACUGCAUACAUCGCCUGCUCCGCCAUCUUUGGCGGAAUUGCCAUUUGCCUGGCAAACCACGUCAUUUUUGACCAAAAAGACCUGAGAUGCUAACUACCUACCUAGCCGUAUCGUGCCUACCAGUGCAUAUUGCAUUUAUCUUCAGGGGGUAAGCUUCAAUGGAGUUUGAGUUACAUUAGUAGUAUUCAAUUCCUGUACGUUUCAAAACUCUGGUGCUGUGAGUGCGUUUGAAAAGACUUUUGUAAACGGUUCAAUAAAGCUUACAAGUACCCUGA